Megalops cyprinoides (Indo-Pacific tarpon) is the source of this 597-nucleotide messenger RNA. RefSeq names its product extracellular matrix protein FRAS1-like. The transcript has 6 exons. Gene Ontology annotation, molecular function: protein binding. Bases 94 to 597 code for a protein of 167 amino acids. The record is from RefSeq and is a predicted model, not a curated record. NCBI's taxonomy places the organism in Eukaryota, Metazoa, Chordata, Actinopteri, Elopiformes, Megalopidae.
AGGCUCAGUAAUGACUGGCAUGAAUUGCAGUUCACCUUUGCAAUAAAAGGAGAUUCUUUUUCGUUGCUGGAUAUUAUCUUUUCACUGCCAACCAUGGGCUUUACGAGUGCGUGGAUCGUUCUUGCGGCUCUGGGUGGAAUUGUCAGCAUCCCUCGAGGAAUACACGGAGCGUGUCUUUAUCAGGGGACCCUGUUUGAGAAUAAUUCAUCCUGGAAGCCAGACUCCUGCCACGACUGCAGCUGCCUUGGUGAUAUUGUGGUCUGCACGACCACCCGUUGCCCUAAGCCGCAGUGUGACUUCCAGAAGGGAGAGUGGUUGAGAAUAACUCCCGGCAAAUGCUGUCCUGAAUGUGUCCCACAAUCCCAGUUCUCCUGCCUUCAUGAAGGAAAGACCUAUGGGCCUGACAGCCAAUGGCAUGGCUCCAACUGCUCAGUCUGCACCUGCUUGCGGGGAAGAGUGUCCUGCACCCCCCGGCCCUGUGCCACCGUCCACUGCAGGAGGGAUGAGAGACCCGUCAUUAAUUUCGGAGAGUGCUGUGCCAAGUGCGAGCAGGAUGGGAACAGCUGUUUCCUGAACGCGUCCUCGGCUGACCCAUGA